AUGGUGCGGCCUGGACUCUCCGCCGCUGCUGAAGAGCGGCAGAGAAAGCUGCAGGAGUACCUAGCAGCCAAGGGAAAACUGAAGUGCCAAAACACCAAGCCUUACCUGAAAGCCAAGAAUAAUUGCCCAAAUCCUCCGCCUUCUAAAUCUACUAUUGGACCCAAAAAGGAUGUUACCAACCAUGUUGCCUUGCCAGUCAAAGCUACAAGAUCCAUCAGCAUUACACUGCAGUCCAGACCUGCCAAUAUCACCAGGUCUCAGAGACCAAAGUUGGAGCCACCAAAACUAGGUAAAAGGCUCACUUCAGAAAGUGUUUCUUCUAACCCAAACGGUAAGCCUCCUGGCAGUAGUCAACAGCUGCAUGGAUUUGGAUCGUCCACUGAUGGAGAACAGCCAAGAGAAACCAUGGGAUCACUUAAUAUACAGGAACUGAAAACUACAAAGCAGCAGGUAACAGAUCAAAGAAUUGCUAAACGUACAGACCCUGUGGACAAUACGCAUGUUGAAAAUGAAUCCCUGGGUGGCUGUCUAAAGGAGAUGAAUAAAGAGAACUUGCCCCAAGACUUACCAGACUCUGAAAGGAAGCCAAAUCCUGAAUCCUGGACCAUAAAUAAGCCCAAAACAAAUCAAACUAAAAGCACUUUGGCUCCUCCCAGAGAAGUCUUGGGCAAAAGCUCAGGGAACAGUGCUGCUCUGACACAGAAAGUUAGGAAACCAUUUGUUGAAGAAACACAAACCAGGGUUCUACCAGGGAAGUCUCAAAAACUCUCUAGAGGAGCAGACCUUAUAAGACCAGGGGGGAAACCCCCCAAAACCCUCCCCUCUCACUUUGUCCAGACACUUAAUAGAUCUCAAGCCACAAAGAAAACAGUGGUUAAGGACAUAAAGGCUGUAAAGGGUAAUAGAGGUAAGUAUGAAAGACCAAAUGAAACUACGUUACAGUCAUACACUGUUACUGAGCAGAAAGUAAAACACAGCAAACCCAGUACGCACCCCAAUGUGCUUCAAGGAGGAUGUAGCCACAGACAUCCAAACAUUAAGCAAGAUCAUAAACCCACUCAGGUUUGUUGUAGACCUCAGACAUCAUAUGCACUGCAGAAAUCAAAAGCCAUAAGCCAAAGGCCAAAUUUGACUGUUGGCGGCCUUAACUCCAUCAUUCCAAACACCCCUAGCAUCAGAGCAAAUGGAACCACUGGGAAUAAAUGCAACACCAGCUGUCAGCAAAGAGCACAGACUUUGGACUCCAAGUUCAAAAGCGCUCCUCCCCAGAAUUGUUUUCUAAACAAGACAGCUCCCCGGAUUCAAGCUGGUGGCCCAACCGUAAGUGGAAGAGGAGUCCCAGAUGGGGCGCAAACUAAUCCACGUCAGAAGAUCGCAGCAGAGGAUCGAAGGAAACAAUUGGAAGAAUGGCGGAAAUCUAAGGGGAAAAUCUAUAAACGGCCUCCUAUGGAGCUUAAAACAAAAAGAAAAAUAAUAGAGGAAAUGAAUAUUUCAUUCUGGAAGAGUAUGGAAAAAGAAGAGGAAGAAAAGAAAGCACAACUUGAACUGUCCAAUAAAAUUAACAGCACUCUGACAGAAUGUCUGCAGCUCAUUGAAAGGGGUGUACUUUCUAAUGAGGUAUUUGCCAUUUUGUCCAGUAUUCCUGAGGCUGAAAAAUUUGCUAAAUUUUGGAUCUGCAAAGCAAAGUUGUUGGCAGGCAAAGGCACCUUUGAUGUUAUUGGGCUCUACGAAGAGGCCAUUAGAAAUGGGGCCACACCAAUACAAGAGUUGCGGGAAGUUGUCCUUAAUAUUUUGCAAGACCGAAACAGAACCACAGAAGGAAUUAUCUCUAACUCCUUAGUUGCUGAAACUAAUAUAACAUCAGUAGAAGAGCUGGCCAAGAAGACAGAAUCUGGAGCAUCUUGCCUUUACCCAAAAGAGAGCAAACAGAUGUCAGUAACACCCCAAAUAACAAAGUCAGAACAGGAUGGUCAUCCUGGUAUCAAAUUACAGAUCGCCCCAAUCCCUCGGAUAAAUGGGAUGCCAGAGGUGCAGGACAUGAAGCUGAUCACACCCGUGAGGCGUUCGGCCAGGAUCGAACGAGCUGUGUCCCGCUACCCGGAAAUGCUGCAGGAACAUGAUCUCGUGGUGGCUUCUCUCAACGAGCUCUUAGAAGUGGAAGAGACCGAGUGCUUUAUAUUCCGCAAAAAUGAGGCUUUGCCUGUAACGUUAGGGUUUCAAGUCCCUGAAUCAUAA
Molecule: messenger RNA, 2235 nt
Organism: Rangifer tarandus platyrhynchus (Svalbard reindeer)
Lineage: Eukaryota; Metazoa; Chordata; Mammalia; Artiodactyla; Cervidae
Source: the annotation of a GenBank genome assembly